Messenger RNA from Hordeum vulgare subsp. vulgare (domesticated barley), 2710 nucleotides. Its product is annotated as CBL-interacting protein kinase 26-like. Gene Ontology annotation, molecular function: protein kinase activity; ATP binding. Bases 184 to 2577 code for a protein of 797 amino acids. The record is from RefSeq and is a predicted model, not a curated record. Gene Ontology annotation, biological process: protein phosphorylation; signal transduction. The transcript is spliced from 8 exons. Lineage: Eukaryota; Viridiplantae; Streptophyta; Magnoliopsida; Poales; Poaceae.
AGAUCUCACCUCUGGGAAAGUCCACGCCGUGCCUGGCAACGAAGCAACCCCUCUGUCCUCUCUCUUGGCUGCCUUCGGAAGCUAAGCCAUCUGCGGCCGUAUCGCGGGCUAGGCAGCAUCAAUCGUUCCAUCUCAAGCUCCAUCCGUCCGCCUUGUCCAGACAUACUGUGGUAACAAUACCACAUGGACCGCGAAAGUAAUGCUAAACACAGUGUCCUGGAGCUCAUGCUACUCGAUGCAAGUGCAGAACCGAUGGAUCUGCCUCUAUCACUUCUGGAAGACAUCACAAAUGGUUUCUCUCAUGAUCAGCAAAUUGGCAGUGGUGGGUUUGCAGUGCUUUAUAAGGGAAUACUCGGGAAAGUGACGAUUGCCGUGAAAAAACUGUCAAAAACAUUCGAUAAUCACGAGAAACAAUUCCAUGAAGAGGUUAGCUGUCUGAUGAAGGCGAAGCACAAAAAUAUAGUUCGAUUUCUGGGGUACUGUUCUGACACACGAGGCAAAAUGGUAGCCUUUGAGGGAAAGCUUGUCAUGGCAGAUGUUCGGCAAAGGUUGCUCUGCUUCGAGUAUCUACCUAGAGGGAGCCUUGAUAAGUAUAUCGCUGGAUCAUCUUAUGUACUUCAAUGGAAAGAGAGCUAUCAGAUCAUCAAAGAAAUCUGUGAAGGGCUACAUUAUCUCCAUGUGGAGCGGCGUAUAGUCCAUUUAGAUCUUAAGCCUACAAAUAUAUUGUUGGAUUGUAAUAUGGUUCCGAAAAUUGCUGAUUUCGGUCUCUCAAGGCGAUUCUGUGAAAAGCAAAGCCAAAUUCUUACUGCAGAAGUGAAGGGUACUUUGGGAUACAUGGCACCAGAGUUUGUAAAUAAUGGACAAAUUACAUUCAAGUCGGACAUAUAUAGUCUUGGCAUUAUAAUCACAGAGAUACUGACGAGGCAGAGGGGAUAUCGUGAUGUUGAGGAUGUACUUGAUAUCUGGAGGAAUAGGUUGCAGGAAUCACAGAGAGAGAUACAUUUGGAACAAGUACGAGUAUGCACUGAGAUAGCGAAAGAGUGCUCUGAUUAUAACCCAGCAAAUAGGCCAGCUAUACAAGAUAUAAUUAAUAGGCUUGAUGAAACAGAAAGUGUGGGUGGGUCCAUUGAAACUCGUGGGAGUACUUUAUCAGUAGCGCAGGAAGAAAAGGACCCCAGUGAGCAGCAUCAGUGGACACCUAAGGUACCAGGAGAGGCAAGCGACGAGGACUGUCGAAUGGAGGUGGGCACAAUUUUGAUGAAGCGCUAUGAAAUUGGGAGACUUAUAGCACAAGGGGACCUGGCCAAGGUAUAUUAUGCUCAGAAUCUCACAAGUGAACAAGAUGUUGCAAUAAAGAUGAUUGAUAAGGACAAGGUCUCAAGCGUUGAGCUGAUGGUGCGUAUAAAGAGGGAGAUGACACUAAUGAAUCUGUUAGGACAUCCAAACGUCCUGAAACUUGUUGAGGUUAUGGCUAGCAAGAGCAAGCUUUAUUUUGUUUUGGAGUAUCCUAAAGGAGGAGACCUUUCCACCAAAAUUGUCACUGGAGGGUUACAUGAGGAUGCUGCGAGGAAGUACUUCCGUCAGUUGAUUAGUGCCGUGGAGUACUGCCAUAGCCAAGGUGUUUAUCAUCGCAACUUGAAUCUAGAAAACAUACUCUUGGACGAGAAUGGCAACUUAAAAAUCUCUGAUUUUGGUCUAAGUGUCCUACCUGGAUCCAGGGAAGAUGGCCUCUUCCAUUAUCCCUGUGGAACUCCAGCUUAUGUUGCUCCUGAAGUGCUUAGUUGGAGAGGCUAUGCUGGUGCAAAGGUUGACAUAUGGUCCUGCGGAGUAAUUCUAUUUGUGCUGGUGGCUGGUUACCUUCCUUUCCAAGGUACAGAUGCUACAGAUUUGUUUAAUAAAAUUUCCUUAGGGAAGUAUGAAUGCCCUUCUUGGAUUUCUGUUAAGCUGAAAGAUAUACUAUGUAAGAUUCUUGAUCUAGAUCCAAGCACCAGGGCUUCUGUUUCAAGCAUAAAGGCAAGCGCUUGGUACAGAAAUCACAUUGAGGUAAAGGCUUGCAAAGGUGAAGCCACAACCUCUGAAACGACAGAGUGCAGUAUGUUAUCAAAGGGAAAGACAAAAUGCAGUAAUUCAGUGGGGAAUCAAGCGCCAUCAAGCUUCACACACUCGAAUGCAGUUGGCGUCAUUUCUCUCUCAGUGAAAUUUUACCUAUCCAAUUUGUCUGAGAAAAAGUAUGGACUGUGGGAGAACAAAUUUACCGCUAGGCUGCCAGCAGAAACUUUAUUUGCCAGGAUAAAUGAAUUGGCCGAGCAGUUGAAGCUCAAAGUUAAAAAGAAAGAAAACGGUAUUCUGAAAUUGGUAGCAUCAGAGGAAGGAAUGGGGAGACUUGAGCUUGACGCAGAGGUCUUUGAGCUUGCGCCUUCUUUUCUAUUAGUUGAAAUAAAAAUAACAAACGGAGAUAAAGAGUAUGAACUACAGAUGAAAGUGAAAGAUGCAGUAAGGCUUAUAUUCAAGGAUAUGGUUUGGGCUUGGCAAGAUGAUUCGCACUCGCAACAACCACAAUUUACAUUGUUUAGGUAGAAGUGAGGCACCUACGUAGACAUAAACCAUGUUUGUGCUGACUUUCAACAAAACUUUAUUGAUUUCUGGGAAUUUCAGUCAUUUCAGUAAUACGCACGAACUCAAAUAAAUUUCAAAAAUUCUGUCAGAAUUU